Osmia bicornis bicornis is the source of this 687-nucleotide messenger RNA. RefSeq lists its product as uncharacterized. The transcript has 2 exons. NCBI's taxonomy places the organism in Eukaryota, Metazoa, Arthropoda, Insecta, Hymenoptera, Megachilidae. Gene Ontology annotation, molecular function: catalytic activity. The record is from RefSeq and is a predicted model, not a curated record. Bases 1 to 687 code for a protein of 228 amino acids.
AUGGGUCACCUGUUCGGACGACAAGGCCAGGGAAUGGCUGAGAAGUACAGUGAUCAGGGGCAAGUAGGGGGGCUAGAUCGGAAACAAGGUUCCAUCUUCCAUGGGGACUUGGAGAAUGGACUCAGAGCAUGCGUCUACGUGAAAAGAGGGCUCAGGGCAACGAAAUUGACAGAGUUCUGUACAAGAGACCAAGCAGCAGUCUUAUUGCCAGUCGGGGCGGGAAGCAGCGGGGCGGGAAGCAGCGGGGCGAAUCUUGUGAUUUGCUCGACCUACCUGCCCUACGACUCUGAGGGACCCCCGUCUACGAGGGAACUCAGAGACCUGGUUGACUACUGCGAGGUCAAAGGGCUGCAACUAGUGAUUGGGAGCGAUGCAAAUGCGCACCACAUCGUCUGGGGCAGCAGCAAUAUAAAUAGGAGAGGCGAGGUGUUAUUGGAAUACCUCUCAACCACGGACCUGGAGAUUCUAAACAGAGGCUCCAGCCCAACCUUUAUUACCUCUAGGCGACAGGAGGUACUUGACAUUACGCUGGGCUCCGCAAAGGUGGCCCAAGCUAUACGAGAUUGUCGUGUAGAUGAGGAGGCUACACUCUCUGAUCACAGGCUAAUCACUUUCAAGCUAUCGACAGAUUCGGACCUAAGGGCCUCGGAAACAUACAGGAACCCUAGGAUCACCUGUUGGCCUUAA